Molecule: messenger RNA, 3102 nt
Organism: Raphanus sativus (radish)
Lineage: Eukaryota; Viridiplantae; Streptophyta; Magnoliopsida; Brassicales; Brassicaceae
Exons: 2
Coding region: 1-3102 (1033 amino acids)
Source: RefSeq, a predicted model, not a curated record
AUGGGAGACUUUAACGAGACCCUCUCUUCUUCUGAACAUUCCACGGGUCUCAACCCUCGGCAUCAAGGAGGAAUGCGAGAGUUUCAACACACUGUCUCCACCUGCAAUCUUACGGACCUCACGUCACUGGGUAAUACGUUCACAUGGACCAACAGCCAGCCAGCAAAUCCCAUUGCUAAGAAACUGGAUCGCGUUCUUGUCAAUGAUGUCUGGCUUACUCAAUUCUCUCAGUCUUACGCACAGUUUGAGCCCUGUGGUGUUUCGGAUCAUACUCGCUGCAAGGUGUUUUUAGAAGCUCAGACUUUGGGGAAGAAAAGACCUUUUAAGUUCUUUAACUUCUUGGUCGAUCAUCCAGACUUCGCCACUGUUGUCGCUGAGACUUGGAACGAGACAGAGCCACUAUACCACUCGCGCUCUGCUCUUUACCUCUUCCACCGCAAAUUAAAGCUUCUGAAGCCUGCUCUCCGACUUCUAAAUAAGACCAAAUUUGGUGAUAUCCCUUUUCGUUCAAAGGAAGCUCUUCAGAACCUGUGUGAUAAGCAGGAACAAGCUUUGGCAAACCCAGACACAACUACUUUUGAAGCGGUUGCAGAAGCAACAACAUCUUGGAACUACUGGGCUGGUAUAGAGGAGCAGUUUCUCAGGCAGAAGUCUCGCUGCGGCGACAUACUUUGCGCAAUUUAUUGGUCCUGCCCUGAUCAAACGACACCUGAUACGGCUGAUAUACCAAGCCUUUCAGAGCUGCUGGAAUUCCGAUGCCCUGAAAAUAUUGCAGAGCUCCUCGUUCGUCCUAUCUCAGAGGCAGAGAUAAAGAAUUUUCUGUUUGCUAUGCCUUCAAACAAAGCUCCGGGACCUGACGGCUACCCUGCUGAGUUCUAUCGUUCUGCUUGGCCCAUCAUCAGUACCAACUUCACCAUUGCAGUUCAGUCCUUCUUUAUGUAUGGGUUUUUACCGAAAGGAGUAAACGCAACAAUUCUCGCCCUCAUUCCAAAGGUUCAAGGAGCAGAAACCUUAAAAGACUUUCGCCCUAUCUCUUGCUGCAACAUUCUCUACAAGGUUGUCUCUAAAAUCCUUGCCAAUCGUCUGAAAGUAUUCCUACCAGAGUUGAUUGAAACGAAUCAGUGUGCAUUUGUAAAGGGGCGGCUUCUCCUAGAGAAUGUCUUACUAGCCACAGAACUGGUAAAGAACUACCAUAAGGACUCCAUCACGGCUCGCAGCGUUCUGAAACUCGAUAUAUCAAAGGCUUUUGACUCAGUAAACUGGUCUUUCAUUUUAGACACACUCCGAGCCAUGAACAUACCAGAACAGUUUGUGCAUUGGAUCCAUGUCUGCCUCUCGACUGCUGCUUUCUCUGUAUCUAUCAAUGGGGAACUUGAGGGAUUCUUCCCUAGUACCCGAGGUCUCCGUCAAGGUUGUGCUCUCUCUCCGUAUCUUUUUGUCAUUGCAAUUAAUGUUCUCUCACAUCUUCUGAAUAGAGCAGCCUCAUCUGGAACUAUUGGUUAUCAUCCUACAUGCUCAGAAGUGAACCUUAUGCAUCUAAGCUUCGCUGAUGACAUCAUGAUUUUCACUAAUGGAGACACUGAAUCUCUUCGGGGAAUCUUCUCAGUGCUAGAUCAGUUCAAACGCCUAUCUGGUCUUAAUAUAAACCCAGCGAAAUCCUCUAUCUACAUGGCAGGAAGAAUUAGUCAAGAGUUUCGUGAUGAAGUUACCAGUUUGGGAAUUCCAGUCGAUAGCCUUCCGGUCCGGUACGUGGGGCUCCCUCUCACGACUAAAUCCAUGACGUGCACUGAUUACGAACCCCUCAUUGAUAAGAUCAGAACGCGCCUCCUCUCCUGGUCUAGCCUCUCUCUCUCGUAUGCUGGCCGGCUUCAGCUUAUUAACACUGUCAUUGUAAGCAUCACAAACUUCUGGUGCUCAGUGUUCCGUCUUCCGAAGAGAUGUCUUGAAACUAUUGAGAGUAUGUGCAGCGCUUUCCUCUGGUCUGGAUCACCAAACUCCACCACCAGAGCCAAAGAGGCAUGGGAAGAUGUAUGUAAACCAAAGAAUGAGGGAGGCCUUGGUAUACGAUGUAUGGCUGACUCAUCUCGGGUUUUUGCUUUAAGUCUGAUAUGGAGAUAUCUUACCAACUCAGGCUCUCUCUGGGUUGCGUGGACCAGAAGAAACCUCUUGCGGAAUCGUUGUUUCUGGGAUGUUAGUGAUAAAUCAUCGGGAUCAUGGAUAUGGCGCAAACUCCUAAAGCUUCGGCAGCAGGCUGCGACGUUUCUGCGAUCUGAGAUUCAUAACGGUAAAGAUACUCUCUUCUGGUUUGACAAUUGGCUGGAUAUGGGCAAGUUGAUUGAUAUUGCGGGAGCAUCAGGUACUCAAGUCAUGGGCAUCCAACGGUAUGCAACGGUUUCGUCUGCAGACUUGUCUGGUAGGUGGAACUUAAGGCGAUGUCGUAGUAAUCACCUACGGGCGAUGAUUACUCGUAUCAACUCAGUACCACCGCCGGUAGAGGAGGCAGGCUGUGACUGUUUGCUAUGGCGUCAUGGGGAAAAUGACUACAAAGGUUGGUUCUCUUCGAAGAACACUUGGAAUCAGGUAAGAAAACAAGGCAGUAUAGUGGAAUGGAGCAAGCUGAUCUGGUUCUCACAAGCUGUUCCCCGCUACUCUUUCAUUGCGUGGCUGGCUCUCCGCAACAGACUCUCGACUAGUGAUCGUACUCAAGUAUGGGGUGAGCAUCAGUCUUGUCGGUUAUGUGGUGAGCCAAAUGAGUCCCGCGACCACCUCUUUUUCGCAUGUCCAUAUUCAUACACGAUUUGGACAGAGCUCACAGGCUCUCUUCUAUCUAGGCCAAGCCCAGACUGGAGUAUCACGGUCACAACAUUGUUGUCGCCUCGCAGGUCUACCAUUGAUUCAUGUCUUCUUCGACUAUCCUUCCAGGCUGUAAUCCAUAGUAUAUGGAGGGAAAGGAACAGCAGGAAGCACACGGAUGCUCACCGUACCGCUCAACAACUCACGAAGUUUAUAGACAAGACAAUACGCAACCGCAUCCCCUCUCUUCGUUCUAGGAACGCAGGGAACUGCAGUAGCCUGAUGAUCCGCUGGAUGGGAAGAAAUUAA